Cryptococcus wingfieldii CBS 7118 is the source of this 282-nucleotide messenger RNA. RefSeq lists its product as hypothetical. The transcript has a single exon. The record is from RefSeq and is a predicted model, not a curated record. Lineage: Eukaryota; Fungi; Basidiomycota; Tremellomycetes; Tremellales; Cryptococcaceae. Bases 1 to 282 code for a protein of 93 amino acids.
AUGCCAGAAGAAGAUCUCAGUUUGUCUUAUGAACUCAUGACCACUGACCAGGACGACUUUUUCAACAGCAUGACUGCCGAAGAGCUUCAGUUUUUGGGAUACGGGACGGGACCGUAUCAGCCGUCUCAAUAUGAUGACGGCUCGAUGAUGGUAGAUUCUUACCCACCAGAUGAUGGAGCUGCUUCUGUCCCUUACAACGAGGAGCUGGAUCCUGAUUCUGCUUUGGCGCAACAGUUUGGGGAAGUAUUCUACCAGAGCUUCCAGCAGCCGCCGCCGCAGUAA